This is a messenger RNA of Linepithema humile (Argentine ant), 1670 nucleotides long. RefSeq names its product Bride of doubletime (gene Bdbt). Gene Ontology annotation, molecular function: protein binding. The record is from RefSeq and is a predicted model, not a curated record. Lineage: Eukaryota; Metazoa; Arthropoda; Insecta; Hymenoptera; Formicidae.
CAUUAGAUUAGGUUAGGUUAGGUUCCAAUGUUAUUGUUCACAUCGAGUGUCUAAGGUGGUCGAAGAGCAUAUAUCGGAAUAAUAAAGUUGAAUUGAUCUAGUAUCACAAUGUUGCGAUCAUGGGAAUCGAUGGACAAAAGUAUCAAAAAGAACGUGCUAACUCUAGGAAUGUACACCAAGAAGCCAACGGAAUGCUCCAAGUGUAACAUCAUUGUGGAGAAUAUAAAUGUCAUGGGAACGUUGAAUGAUAAUUUAAAAGAAAAAUAUCAUACUGAGAUUCUCGAUGGUGAACGCGAAAAGACAUUGAUCGUUGGUGAAGCGAGUGCAGAAAUCGAUAGGAAGAUUGAGAGAGUGAUCCAGAUGAUGAAUACCAAUGAGAGGAGUCUUGUUACCAUUACUAUGCCUGUAAAACAGACAGAAGUUAAUAGUGAAAUCAUAACGAUUAAAUUCGAGAUUACAUUGAUUACAUGUGAACGUCACAAACCAAUUUGGGAGUGGAGUGUAGAGGAAAAGUAUGAAGUAGCUUUGAGAUACAAAAAGACAGGUGUUGAAUUGUUCAAGCAAUCUAGAUUCGUAGAUGCAUUCUACAAGUUUAGCAGAGCUUGCAAAAUUCUGAUAACACUGGAACCGAUAUCAGACUUAGAAUUAGACAAGCAAUUGGAAUCUAAUAUUAAUAAAUUAAGAUUUUCAUUGUAUAAUAAUAUGGCUAUGUGUCAUUUGAGUCAAAAGAAUUAUGAACACGUUGUUACUUUGUGCACCAAAAUAUUGGAUAAGGACAAGAAUAAUGUUAAGGCUUUGUAUAGAAGAGGAGUGGCAUAUGGGAAUAUGAAGAAUAAUGAAAAAGCUGUGGCAGAUUUGAAAGUAGCACAUACCUUAGAGCCUAAUAAUAACGUAGUGAAAGCAUUGUUUGAUACGUAUAAUACCAAAUUGCAGGAAUCUAUUCAGAAAAGUAACGAUAUAGUAAGAAGAAUGUUUAAAACUUAAUUAGUCAAUUUUAAAUAUUACUGCAAAUAUAUAUUUAUCUUUACUAAUUUUAAGAAAUAAAGUACAUUUAUUUUAUAAAUAGAAAAAUAUACACUUUAUUUCUAACCAUGAUAACUUGCGCUACAAUUAUCUUAACAUAUUGAUAAUAUGUACUCAUGUUUUUAUUUCUUAAAAAAACUAAUAACAUCAAACUAAAAAAGUCAUUACAGUGUUUGACUAUUAUAAUUAAGGAUGUCAGUAUAUAUAUAUUACAUUUAUUUCAUAUUAUUUUUAUUACAAUAUUAGUAUAAAACGGAUGGUUGAAGGAUAGAACUGUGUGUGCAGUAAGUGUAUAAUGCAUCCUAAACAAGCUAUGAUGCAAAAUUUUUAAUUCAGGUAACUUUAUCAAUAACCGCAACUAUAAAUUAUAUUCAAUAAUGUCAUGUUUAUAUGUUUCUAAUUAUACAUCACAACUAUGUAAGUUAUUACAAGUUUCUUUCAUAUAAUUAUCGGCUUCUAAAUAAUUUGAACAAUAUGAUUAUAUGACUGCCAUUUAUAUUAGUUUCUAAAUAACAAUAAUUGUUCUUUGAAAAUUGCGGUUUAAUGAUAAUUCAUGUUAUGUACAUGCACUUCUUUAUUUAAAGUAUGAUAUACUAAAGUGUUGCAAUUUAAAUAUUAAUUGCAGCUGUUAAAUUUAUAUAGAAAUU